AUGGGUAUCUCACGCGACUCUCGUCACAAGCGCUCGGCUACCGGCGCGAAGAGGGCCACCUACCGCAAGAAGAGGGCGUUCGAGAAGGGUCGCCAGCCCUCCAACACCCGUAUCGGAACCAAGAGAAUCCACCUGGUCCGCACCCGUGGUGGUAACCAGAAGUUCCGUGCCCUUCGUCUCGAAUCCGGCAACUUCUCCUGGGGUUCUGAGGGUAUCUCCCGCAAGACCCGUGUCAUCGUUGUUGCCUACCACCCCUCCAACAACGAGCUCGUCCGCACCAACACCCUGACCAAGUCGGCCGUCGUUCAGAUCGAUGCUGCUCCUUUCCGUCAAUGGUACGAGGCUCACUACGGCCAGCCCAUCGGCCGUCGUCGCCAGCAGAAGACCGAGACCACCGAGGAGAAGAAGUCCAACAGCGUUGUGAAGAAGCAGGCUGCUCGCUUUGCUGAGCAGGGCAAGGUCGAGUCUGCUGUUGAGCGUCAGUUCGAGUCCGGUCGUCUGUACGCUGUUGUGUCGUCCCGCCCCGGCCAGAGCGGCCGCGUGGACGGAUACAUCCUGGAGGGUGAUGAGCUGGCUUUCUACCAGCGUGCUAUCCGCAAUGAAGACAUCAAUCCUCCUCCUAAGCGACACCCACACCCUAACCCCCUCCCCUCCCUCCCACCCCGCCAGCACCACCCCCUACCGGCACCCCCUCCCCCCACGGACCUCCUCAUCCACGCCGGCGACCUCACAAAAGUCGGACACAAGCACGAGCACCUCACCACGCUCUCCUUCCUAAAGUCCGCCCCAGCACCCCUAAAACUCAUUAUCCCGGGCAACCACGACAUAACCCUCGACGAGCCAUACUACAAGCGUAUCGGGCACUACCGCCACCGCUACCGCACCGACCACACGGCGCCCUCCGCAACCGCCGGAAGCGAUAAUGUUUCCGCGGGGAAACUCACGCUCGGUAGGGGACUGUCUGAUGAGGAGUUACGGGAGAUAAAGGAGUUGUAUACGGGGAAGGAAGCACAGGAUGCAGGGAUUAGGUAUCUGGAGGAAGGGAUGCAUGUGUUUAGGUUGGGGAAUGGGGCUGUGCUGAGGGUGUAUGCGAGUCCGUAUACGCCUGAGUUUUGUCAGUGGGGGUUUGCGUACCCCCGAAAUAUGGACAGGUAUAAUCCUCCGGAGGAGGAGGAGGGUGGGGAUGAGGAUGGGGAUAAUGGGGAAGGGGAAAGGGGAAGGAAGGUAGUAGUAGUGCCGGAUUAUCCCGGGGUGGAUGUGAUGAUUACGCAUGGACCGCCGUAUGGGGUGUUGGAUCAGGUAGUGCCGAAUCAUAUGAGUGUGGGGUGUGAGCAUUUGUAUCGGGCUGUGAAGAGGGCGAGGCCGAGAUUACAUGUGUUUGGACAUAUUCAUGAGGGGUAUGGGGCGACGAGGAGGGAGUGGAGUUCGGGGAAUGAAAGUGUGAUUCAGUGUGAUAAGGAGAGGACGUUGGAGGAACGGUGUGCGAGGGUGGAUGUUAGUGGGGAAGGGGGCAAUGGGUUGAGGGUUGGGGAGGAGACGUUGUUUGUUAAUGCGAGUGUGGUGACGGUGCAGUAUCAUGCUGUUAAUGCGCCGUGGGUGGUAGAGAUGGAUUUACCGGCUGAGUAG
This is a messenger RNA of Aspergillus eucalypticola CBS 122712, 1626 nucleotides long. RefSeq names its product 40S ribosomal eS8 domain-containing protein. Gene Ontology annotation, cellular component: cytosolic small ribosomal subunit; ribosome. NCBI's taxonomy places the organism in Eukaryota, Fungi, Ascomycota, Eurotiomycetes, Eurotiales, Aspergillaceae. Gene Ontology annotation, molecular function: hydrolase activity; structural constituent of ribosome. The record is from RefSeq and is a predicted model, not a curated record. Gene Ontology annotation, biological process: translation; maturation of SSU-rRNA from tricistronic rRNA transcript (SSU-rRNA, 5.8S rRNA, LSU-rRNA). Bases 1 to 1626 code for a protein of 541 amino acids. The transcript is spliced from 3 exons.